GCGUCCCCGUCCCCCAAGUUGAAUCUCUGGGUCAACUCAGCCGACUCUCACAUGUCUGCCCCUAUAGACUGAUGUUCACGGUAAACGCAUUCGAUCAGGAGCGCGCGAGGGUUUUGAUAAAGUUAGCGGAAGGAUUUAAGUGACAACAUCCGGUUUUGCAAAGUUAGCGGAAAGAACCACGUGAAACAACAUCCGUUUUUCAAAAUAAGAUGUCGACAAAUCAUACACGAACAUAUAAAAGUAAACAAUGAACUGAUUUUGUAUCUUUAUAGAUCGUUUCUGAGAUUUAGCUGUAAAAGUCCUAAAUGUUUAAAGAAAUCGGUAAUUUAUUUAAUGUUUGAGUUGCUUUAUAUAUGUAUUUCCUCAUAGUCCUCAUAGCAAUAAUGCUACACAAUAAAUAGAAUGCUUCAAUCAACACGGUGAUCGGUAUUAUCGGAUCGGCAGAUACUGAUUUCAGUGAUAGGUGAUCGGCACCAAAAACCUGAUCGGUGCAGCUCUAGAAACCAAUAAAUGUUUUGAUUGGCCACAUCGAAGUGCAACAUGCACAUGCUCAAGGUAUGUUUUCUCUUAAAAUAUGUUUAAACUCAAUACAGUAACUUCUGAAGAGUUCUCUGUUGUGAAUUUUUUGCAGUUCAUGAAGGCAAACAGACAUAAGAUUGUAUAUUGUCAAAUUAUUUAUCAGUAAUACAGUAAAAAUGAUGGGGAAACUUUGCAAGUCGAUUUAUAGUGUGCGCCCCUAAAUUUUCAGUUUGCGCACCUAAAAUUGUAAGUUAGGGGCCACUGUGCUCCUAGUAAAAAAAGUUAGUCUGGAGCCCUGACUUGAGUGAAAUCGGCCCACGAGCAGUAAUGUGGACCUUGUAGUUCUGGGGCUCGUGGUCUUGGCUCACUGUUUGUGGAUCCAUCGGUGCUUCACAGCGAAUCUAUCAUGGAACUUGAUUUUCCACGAGACCAGAAGCUGCUUAUGACUCCAGAAGGAAAGUUCAGUGAGGGUUACACUGAAACUAUUCCAGACUUGUCUGAAGUCUUUUCUACACACCGGUCAUAUGAUACAGCUGCCCUUUCAUUUGGAUCUUUUGACCGGAGUUAAUCGACCAUGUCAAAUGUUUCAUCCAGUACAUUUCAGUGUGGUUCUCUUUGUGUAGGAAAAUAUGUGCUUCUUCACUUCAGUCCUUUUAUUUAAAUCAAUUAAAUAUCUACACCCUUUUAAUCUGUGGAUCAAAAGUACAGCUACAUGCUGGUCGUGCUGCGAGUGAGUCUACAGACAAACUUUCUGUGAGAGAAACCGAGGAAUUUAAAAUGCUUUCUGUUUUGUCGGCAAGAUGAAACGGCUUUUACACGACACACGUUUGCCCACAAUGCCAUCAACUGGACACAUCUGAAUAUGGAUGGCUAGCAUAAUAUUGUCAAAGUGUCAGAGAUAUUAUAUCUUUCUCACUCCAGUAUUGACUGUCAGUGAAACGCGAUAUCAGAGUAAUGAAGGGACCUGAGCCCAUUUCUUUUGAUACUUUUAACAUGAAUGUUACAAUGCAUGUUUGACUGUGUGUGCAUAUUCAAUUCAAUGAAAGCUAAACCUACAUGCCAUCACUGACUCUUCACUGCACGGCCCUUUAGAUUACAUACGUCUCUCUACAUCAGAAAACUAGCAAAUAUGGAUAUGUUUUAGCUUCUUUUUUUACAUUUCUGUUUUCAGUUCAAACCGCCUGUGACGACUGAGUUUAUGUCGAGACGAUGGCUAGAAGACGACUGUCAACCAAUGUCAUUUGCAUACUGUUAACGCAACCUGUUGGACUCGUAAAACGACAAAUUUAAGAUUAGACAUAACCAGACGGAGGGAAUCCGUAUAGCCAAUGUGCUUCAAAGGGAACUUGAUUGACAUCUCCCUCCCUCCCUCUCUUGUUCUGUUUAAUUCCUUCCUGACUGGCAGGAAAUAAAGUGUCUAUGCCUCCUCCACACAGGUCGAGAGCUCAUGUAAAUGCAGUCCCUAGCAUGACGUGCGGGCUGCCUGCACUUGUGUGGGCUACACUCGGCUUCUUUGAUCUUCACACUGUCAGCCUGAUGUUUUCCGCUGGUUAUUCACGAGAUAAGAUCCAUGUUUUGGGACUCUAUUUUGCAGGUUUAAGGAGGAAGGAGGGAAAGCACAUUCUGUGUGACCGCAGUGACGCCUACUUUCACAUUCCUGUUCACCCCGAACCCAGAGAGUUCCUUCAUUUUGCCUUUUGAGUUCAAGCUCAUGAGUUUGCCACCCUAUUGUUUGGCUUGUCUUGCUCCUUGCCAAAGAUGCAUGAGGCGAUCCUUAACAUUGCUCGGUCUGAGGGGAAUAAACAUUCACCCUCAACUCAACGAUUGCUUAAAAUAAGCGCUCACGAUGUCUGAUGGGGACUAUGAUUACCUCAUCAAGUUCCUAGCCCUCGGUGAUUCUGGCGUGGGGAAAACCAGCUUUCUCUACCAAUACACAGACAGCAAGUUUAACCACAAGUUCAUCACGACAGUUGGAAUAGACUUUCGAGAAAAAAGAGUGGAAUACAAAUCAACCAAUCCAGAUGGGUCUCCAGGUCGAGCACAGAAGAUCCACAUGCAGCUGUGGGACACUGCAGGGCAGGAGAGGUUUCGGAGUUUGACGACCGCGUUCUUCAGAGACGCGAUGGGCUUCCUCCUCCUGUUUGACCUCACAAAUGAACAAAGUUUCAUCAACGUCAGAAACUGGAUGAGUCAGUUACAGAUUCACGCAUACUGCGAAAGUCCAGAUGUUGUUCUAUGUGGCAACAAAUGUGACCUGACGGAUCAGAGAGCAGUCAGUGAAGAAGAAGCCCGUGAGCUGGCAGAAACGUACGGGAUCCCAUACUUUGAGACGAGUGCCGCAAACGGGCAGGAAGUCAACGAGGCUGUGGACGUCCUGCUGGAUCUCAUCAUGAAGAGGAUGGAACGGUGUGUUGACAAGUCCUGGAUCCCCGAUGGGACCGUCCGAGUUAAUGGAUCCACCAACACAGACGUCGCAGAGGGAUCUGAGAAGAGCAAAUGUGCAUGUUAGCGUGAACAAUGGUUACAUGCAUGUGUCGAUAAUACUGAAGAAAAAAAAUAGGAAGACAUCCAGGUUUAACGGUGGGAGUAUAUAUGGUAUAAUUUUAUUAUUUGAGAGGUGAAACUUUACAUUAUUUGUGUCCAUUGGCCCACAAAGCACUGCACUGAUAUGCAUCCAUCGACAUGGUGUAUUGUUUGUCAGUACAGAUAUAGUGCCUUUUGAAUGUGGGCAUUUCAUUUGAAUUCAUAUCAUGGGUCUUUUGAAUAAUUUAUUCAUAGUAUGGGUUUAUUUUUUCUUAUGCCUAGCUGAAAUGUACAGUCACUUAAAUGUUGACUGUGAUACCUGCAGUCAUAGUUUAUUGGGUGUGUAAAAUCUGCUACAUAUGUACUUUAAGUAAACUUAAGUUAUAAGUGACUGAUUGUUCUGCUGAAUUCUGCAAUCUCACUGGUGCCAUAGUCAGAAAACAUGUUGCGUGUUGUUUUUCUCAAAUGUAAAUUAUAGAAUAAAUAGCUAAGACAUCUACCCUUCAAUAUAAGACAAUCAAUACAAAACUUGAUGUUCAGUAGUUCAAUGAAAGAAAAGGUUAGCAGUAAUUCAAUUAAUUAAUCCUGUUGUAUGAAGGACCCAUGCAAAAAACAUUGGAGUUCUCCCAAUAUAUUUGAAAGAAAAAAGAUGUAAAUGAUAAAUCUUAACGUAGUAAGGCUGACCUUCAGUCCCUUGUAUUGCUAAAUUUAUAUCAUUGUUGACCUUUGACGAUGCCUUUCGUUGUAAAUUCUACAUUUUAAAGUAUACAGGCUCCACAACAUUUUGAUAUUAGUUCUAUACUGAAACGAUGAGCAUCUUUGCUGAAAUCAUAUAAUAAUGUAUUCACUUUUAUCAAAUUAAACUUUAAACUGCAGGGAAAAUAAGCAGAGGUGCUAUUUCACAGGCAAUGCCAUGUUUUUAUUGAGUGGAUAUUGUUUAGGCUGUCAGCGAAUACAAUAUUUCUAAUAGAAACACUAUAUUCAAGUGCUAGAAGCAGUGAAAAGAGCUGUACGGUAUUAAAGGACAGCUCCAUUGCUAAAUGAUCUAAGAGGUGACAUGCAGUUCAGUUAUCUUUUAUAGUGUGCAUUUAAAAUCUUAAAGCUCACGCUUUUAGAUCAGUUUAUAAUUCCACUUAUAUUUUAUAAAUACUUUCACUCACAUAUAGACUUUAUUUGUAUUGUACUGUCAUUCUUUGCUGUAUAAAAGGGUGACAUAUUGUUUUAGUUAAGACGCAAGUAUAUUUUUUCACUCAGUUUCAAUCCACAGAUAUGAAAAAUGACCACUCAAAUUUUAUUUGAUAUUAGUAAGAAUACACUGGAAUUUGUAAUGUUUUUAAUUGUGCCAUAACGUUUUCAUAUGCAAAAUAUGUAAAUGGUCCAAAAAUAAACAAUUUAUUUAUGCA
Pseudoliparis swirei is the source of this 4445-nucleotide messenger RNA. RefSeq names its product RAB27A, member RAS oncogene family (gene rab27a). The record is from RefSeq and is a predicted model, not a curated record. Gene Ontology annotation, cellular component: melanosome; secretory granule. The transcript has 6 exons. Gene Ontology annotation, biological process: positive regulation of exocytosis; melanosome transport. NCBI's taxonomy places the organism in Eukaryota, Metazoa, Chordata, Actinopteri, Perciformes, Liparidae. Gene Ontology annotation, molecular function: GTP binding; GTPase activity. The coding region runs from base 2366 to 3028 and encodes 220 amino acids.